This is a messenger RNA of Gekko japonicus, 3600 nucleotides long. RefSeq names its product breast carcinoma amplified sequence 3 (gene BCAS3). Gene Ontology annotation, molecular function: protein binding. Gene Ontology annotation, cellular component: cytoplasm. Lineage: Eukaryota; Metazoa; Chordata; Lepidosauria; Squamata; Gekkonidae. Bases 78 to 2684 code for a protein of 868 amino acids. The transcript is spliced from 24 exons. Gene Ontology annotation, biological process: autophagy; response to starvation. The record is from RefSeq and is a predicted model, not a curated record.
UGGCCGGCGAGAGGGUCCCAAACACUGUCAGUGAGGAGAAAAAAAGCGAAGACGCAGCAGGAGUGUCUGGAUCAGCAAUGGCCGCUGAAUCUCCCCGCCGCCCAAGCCGAUGUACCGGAGGAGUGGUGGUUCGCCCACAGGCUGUCACGGAGCAGUCCUAUAUGGAAAGCGUUGUUACGUUUCUGCAAGAUGUUGUUCCGCAGGCCUACAGUGGCACACCCCCGACAGAAGAAAAAGAGAAAAUCGUAUGGGUCAGAUUUGAAAAUGCGGACUUGAAUGAUACGUCAAGAAACAUGGAGUUGCACGAGAUACACAGCGCUGGGAAUGAGCCGCCUUUGCUGCUAAUGAUCGGCUACAGUGAUGGGAUGCAGAUAUGGAGUAUACCUAUCAGUGGCGAAGCUCAAGAGCUCUACUCUGUCCGACACGGCCCUGUCCGAGCUGCCCGAAUCUUGCCAUCGCCGCAGAUCAGUCCUCAGAAGUGUGACAGCUUUGCUGAGAAGAGGCCUCUCCUUGCCAUGUGCAAAAGCAUCGGGUCUUCUGGCACCAGCCCCCCAUACUGCUGUGUGGACCUUCACUCUUUGCGUACUGGAGAAAUGGUCAAAUCCAUACAGUUCAAAACACCUAUUUAUGAUCUCCACUGCAACAAAAGGAUCCUUGUUGUGGUCUUGCAGGAAAAAAUAGCUGCCUUCGACAGCUGCACGUUCACCAAAAAGUUCUUUGUUACAAGCUGCUACCCUUGUCCGGGGCCAAACAUGAAUCCUGUAGCUCUUGGAAGCCGGUGGCUUGCUUAUGCUGAAAACAAGCUGAUCCGGUGCCAUCAGUCCCGCGGCGGGGCCUGUGGAGACAACAUUCAGUCCUACACAGCCACAGUCAUCAGCGCAGCCAAAACAAUAAAAACUGGACUUACCAUGGUUGGGAAAGUUGUGACCCAGCUGACGGGGACUCUUCCAUCCGGAGCAACAGAAGAAGAGAUCUUGGCUCAUAGCAAUACUCGCCGCAGCCCCUUGGUGCCUGGGAUUGUCACCGUCAUCGAUACAGAGACGGUUGGAGAGGGACAGGUGCUUGUGAGUGAGGACUCAGAUAGUGAUGGAAUCGUGGCGCACUUCCCUGCACAUGAGAAGCCCAUCUGCUGUAUGUCUUUCAACCCCAGUGGCAUGCUUCUGGUCACAACAGACAUAGUAGGCCAUGAUUUCCAUGUGUUUCAAAUACUGACACAUCCCUGGUCAUCUUCGCAGAGUGCCGUCCAUCACUUGUACACGUUGCAUCGUGGGGAGACCGAAGCCAAAGUGCAAGACAUUUCCUUCAGCCAUGACUGCCGCUGGGUGGUGGUCAGCACCCUCCGGGGCACGUCCCAUGUCUUCCCCAUCAACCCUUAUGGAGGGCAGCCCUGUGUCCGCACACACAUGUCGCCGCGGGUGGUGAACCGCAUGAGCCGCUUCCAGAAGAGCGCGGGGCUGGAAGAGAUUGAGCAGGAGCUGACGUCCAAGCAGGGUGGCCGCUGCAGUCCUGUCCCGGGGCUAUCGAGCAGCCCGUCUGGUUCGCCUCUUCAUGGUAAAUUGAACAGUCAAGACACGUACAACAAUUUCACCAACAACAAUCCUGGGAACCCGCGCCUUUCCCCUCUUCCGAGCCUGACCGUGUUGGUCCCUCUAGCUCAAAUCAAGCAACCCAUGACGCUGGGAACCAUCACCAAACGCACAGGACCUUACCUGUUUGGAGCAGGAUGUUUUUCCAUAAAAGCUCCGUGCAAAAGCAAACCAGCGCCCCAAAUCUCACCCAGCAAAUCUCUGGGCGGAGAGUUCUGUGUUGCCGCCGUCUUCGGGUCCUCGAGGUCUUGGUUUGCAAGCAACCCGGGUCUGAAAAGAGAAAAAGAACAGUCCAAACAGUUUGUAGUGGAGUCUUUGUAUAUAAUCAGCUGCUACGGUACUUUGGUGGAGCACGUCUUGGAACCCCGACCACUCAGCACCGCCCCAAAGAUCAGCGACGACACCCCGCUGGAGAUGGUCACUUGCCCGAGGGCCAGCUGGACGCUGGUUAGAACUCCCCUGUGGAACGAACUGCAGCCGCCCUUCAAUGCCAAUCAUCCCCUGCUCCUGGCCGUGGAUGCCGUGCAGUGCUACCAGUAUUUGCUUGUGGGCUUGGUUCCACCGGGAAGUCCGGGGCCCAUCACUCGGCACGAAUCCUACGACAGCUUGGCCUCCGACCACAGUGGACAGGAGGAUGAAGAGUGGCUUUCUCAGGUUGAAAUUGUGACCCACACUGGACCCCACCGGCGCCUGUGGAUGGGCCCCCAGUUCCAGUUCAAAACGAUUCACCCUUCCGGCCAAACGACAGUCAUUUCGUCCAGUUCUUCAGUGCUCCAGUCCCAUGGCCCCAAUGACACCCCCCAGCCUCUCCUGGACUUUGAUACGGAUGAUCUGGACCUAAACAGUCUCAGGAUCCAGCCUGUUCGCUCCGAACCCGUUAGCAUGCCAGGGUCAUCCCGACCAACUUCGGACCGCAGAGGGAUUUCCACAGUGGCCGACGCUACCUCAGAGCUACAGCGAGAAGGAAGCAUAGAGACGCUCAGUAACAGCUCGGGUUCCACCAGCGGAAGCAUUCCACGCACCUUCGAUGGCUACCGAUCACCUCUUCCAACUAAUGAGAGCCAGCCAUUGAGUCUGUUCCCUACAGGCUUCCCGUAAGCAAGUCCCACCGGUCCAGGAGAAAGGAAAAAACCAGACUGGCCAACAACCUGAUGGUCCGCAAAAAAGUCUCUUGAUCUGCAUUUCACCCAGAGGUUGGCUCCAGCGUUGGAUGGUUCUUGUUACUCCAAGAAACAUGGACAACUCGGCUGCUUAAAUCCCUUCUGGAACUGUGCAAACGAAAUACCAAAUUUGCUGUACCGUGCAAUAUGAAUAAGGAGUCUGUCCCUCUUUGAUCCUAAUGGGUCUCUUGCGGUCCUCUCAAGCCCAUAAACAGUGGGGGAAAGGCUGCUUUGACAAAGUAUUUUAAACAGGAUGGUUUUUUUGCUUUCUUAACCAUAACCUGCUUUCCUCCCCCCCACAGUGAACAAAGACCUGUUCUUGAAACCUGAGUAGCAUUGCUAAAAAAUUUCUACCAGUUAGAGCCGCUACCUGUAUUUGGGGAUGUGCAUAAUGGCUCUGGAGAACUGGCCCUAGAAGCAGGAGCCGUCAGCAUGUAACUCUUUGAGAAAGGGAAAUCCCGAACAUUCGUGGAGUAAAAAAAUUCGAGGAUUAUCUCCAACCUGGGCAAUGGUUUGUUUGCAUCCUGCUCCAUCAUGGUUCUCCGUCCUCGUUGUUCCCCAUGGAUAUUUGAUAGAUGCCAAGAGUAUUACAGGCAAGGGCUGUUUCUUUUUCAGCUGUGGGGAGAAUGAUUUUUUGAUGGUUCCGUGUAUUUUAGAAAUAUCCUCGAUUUCUAAGUCAAGUCACAAAUCUCUCUCAAAUGUGCAUUUGGAACUCAACUCUAUCCCAAAAUGCAUGCUAUCUUGAAUAAAUGUCUAUGGUGAAAGAACUUCCUUUUGUUGUCUCAAUAUAGCAAAUUCCCUGUAUUUCUUUUAAUAGGCGACUCGGAGAUUUAAUAGGAGACAUUGGGGAUUCC